Molecule: messenger RNA, 4907 nt
Organism: Triplophysa rosa
Lineage: Eukaryota; Metazoa; Chordata; Actinopteri; Cypriniformes; Nemacheilidae
Gene: tgfb1a
Product: transforming growth factor, beta 1a
Exons: 7
Coding region: 1297-2436 (379 amino acids)
Biological process (GO): regulation of cell population proliferation; SMAD protein signal transduction; transforming growth factor beta receptor signaling pathway
Cellular component (GO): extracellular region
Molecular function (GO): growth factor activity; type II transforming growth factor beta receptor binding; cytokine activity
Source: RefSeq, a predicted model, not a curated record
UGAACAUGAGCAGGAGAGAGAAGUUAUUGGGAAGAAGAGCUCACACAAAUCAUUUUGUCACCAGCACGCUCUGACAAGCGAGAGAGAGAGAGAGAGCGUUACAAGAAGGAACUAAUAAAAGAGCUGCAAAGAAGAGGAAGGAGGUGUGAAGGAGUUUUUCCCUUCAGACUGCAUGAAACUGGACACACAGACCCGAAGAGAAGCAAGCGAGCAAAGGACAUUUGCACCUCAUUUACUGCCCACGGGCACUUUUUUUGGACUGUUCAUUUCUUUCAUCCUUUUGGUUUACUCCAUCUGUCGUUUGAAACUCGUGGGUGGAACGUGGUUAGUUUGAUUUUUCCUGACACAUUACAUCACCGGGGCUAAAACGCCAGGGUAUUUUCCUAGAAGGGCUAUUUUUGUUUCAAUUCCUCUCGAGAGUGUUUGUUCAACAGCGCGCUGUGAUGGGUAUGUAAAUAGAUCUUUCCACUCGUCUUUGUGGUGGGAAGCGCUUGUUCGGGAGGGGGAUGAAAUUGAAACUUAGAACACGAAACCCGGUGUUGGCUUUGUUGAUCUCACUUCGGCUGUGUGCAGCUCGCUUAGACCUCUUCGGCACGCGUUGAGCUUCGAAUGCAGUUCGUUUCCUAGAAGUCUGCAUGUUCGAGUAGUAUUUCAGCCUGUCUUCCUGAAAACUCAAUCUGAGGAAACUUAAGGUUCGAACUUCUGAAGCGGACGCAGCCCUCGUCUUGUUGCGCGUGCAGGCUGCAGCAUGCUGGUUUAGAGAGGCGCGCGGACUUUUGGGCAACACGUCAAAAACCAAUGAAGCCAACUGUGAGCAGAGAGGAAAAUUAGCGAGCAAACACAUUUGCAGGCGUGUCGCGGCGUCUGCAAGCUUGUGUGUAUGUGUGUAAGGCUUGUCCAAGACUAGAGGAGAGACAAAUAGAAAGUCAGUCCAGACGCGUGGACUAGAACAAGCUUCUCUGUGUCUGUCUGCCAGCAAUGAGCCGGCACUUAGGUUUUGCCAAAGAAAGCUGUCCGUGUGUUUUGCGAGUUUGCACUCUGCCUUUCGCAUGCUGUGUGUGUGUGUAGCACGCAUGUUAUUAUGCAUCUCUGCGCUCUCUGGAUGCAGCUAUAAGAGGUGAUACCCGGUGAUUAGGAAUCUCCCUAUAAGCAGACAGACACCAGGUGCUUUAUCAAAGGUGCUUUCCAACAUCAUCGUCAGGCUAACAUUACGUCCUUUAUUUGUUUGACCUGAACGCUACGUCAGUCGCAGGCUUUAAAGAGGUUCAAAGACAGCUUGGGCUCACACUUGGCACCAUGAGGUUGUUGUGUUUGGCACUGACAGCCCUGUCCAUGGUGGCUGGAACUGAGAGCAUGUCAACCUGUAAGACUCUAGACCUGGAGGUGGUCAAGAAAAAGCGGAUCGAGGCCAUCCGCGGUCAGAUCCUCAGCAAACUGCGCAUGAACAAAGAGCCCGAGAUCGACAAAGAUGACGAUGGCCAGAAGAUCCCAGACAGCCUGCUCUCGCUGUACAACAGCACGGUUGAACUGAACGAUGAAAUUAAGAUGAAGCCCGUCCCCGUGCAGGCCGAAGGUGAGGACUACUUCGGCAAGGAGGUCCACAAGUUCAUCAUGCGGCAAGCCCUGAACGGCACGAAACAUCAGAUGCUUUUUAAUGUGUCAGAGAUGCGACUGAGCAUUCCAGACCACCGACUGCUGUCUCAGGCUGAAUUACGGCUUCGGAUCAAGAAUCCUACCAUGGACCAGGAGCAGCGUCUGGAGCUGUAUCAUGGAGCGGGCGAUCAGGCUCGAUAUCUGGGCACUCGAUUCGUCUCUAAAGACUUGGCCAAUCGCUGGCUUUCAUUUGAUGUGAAGCAAACGAUCACAGAAUGGCUGCAGAGUUCAGAAGAUGAACAGAGUUUAGAGUUGAGAUUAUACUGUGGAUGUAAAACAGAUAAAGACCAGCAGAAUGCGGACAAGUUCCUUUUCACCAUAUCAGGACUAGACAAACAGAGAGGAGACACUGGUCUCCUUGCAGAAAUGAUGGUGAAGCCGUACAUCUUGGCUUUAUCUUUGGCCUCUAAUGGCAACUCCCCUGCGUCCGCUCGCAAGAAGAGAGCCGUCGGCACCGAUGAAACCUGUGAUGAAAAAACGGAGACUUGCUGUAUGCGGAAGCUUUACAUCGACUUUCGCAAAGAUCUGGGCUGGAAGUGGAUUCACAAGCCCAAAGGCUAUUUUGCAAACUACUGUAUGGGCUCCUGCACCUACAUCUGGAACGCUGAGAACAAAUACUCCCAGAUUUUAGCCUUGUACAAACACCACAACCCUGGUGCCUCUGCUCAGCCUUGCUGCGUACCUGCCGUCCUGGACCCUCUGCCAAUUCUUUACUAUGUGGGAAGACAACACAAGGUGGAGCAGCUGUCCAACAUGGUGGUGAGGAGCUGCAAGUGCAGUUAGAGUUCAUCUAACCUCAGAACAUCACUCAAGAGUCCUCAAGAGCUCUCUGUGACUAUCUCACUCUCUCUGGACGAUAAAGCCACACGUGGAGAGGUGGACGUGUAGUCUCAGUGGGACAGAUGAGAAGAUAAAAGAACUGACGUGGACAGGUAAAAGUGGAAAAGAAGAAAAAAGAAGGACAGUCUGGAAACCACAAAGGAAAAGCUGUGGCCCUUAGUAGUGGAUCAAGAACACACACAUAUGAAGCAUUUCAUAAAGCAAGCUCAUAUUUAAACCAAAUAUAUGCUUUGUUAUCUUUUUAAAUGUUUAUUCACAUGGUUCAUACCUCUUAAUUUAUUCUGCUGGUUAGGUUUAUAUUUGAUUGUACUAUAAAUGCGGCAUUGUAGCAUUACAUGCCAAAUGUACAAUGAAGAUUUCUUAUGGUGCUGAGGAAAGCAAUGAUGUCACAGGAGGCUAAUGUGUUGAUACAUUACAACAGUCUUUGCACUAAACUAUGUGAGUGGGACUGAAGAUGCAAAGUCCCAGAUAUGUGGCUAUGAGAGAGUUGUACCUGUAAGAGGAAUUCAAGGAACACUAGAAGAAUAACUUUUUAUUGAUGGACUCUUUGCUUGCAUCAAGAAAGCCACAUCCAACACUUCUGCUCUCCCAAACCGAUGCACACUAGCAGGUGUCACUUCAGCACAGAUUUCAAGCCCUCCAGUCCGUUCCCGUGAUUUAGUAAACAAUAUGUUUGGUAGACUCACCAAAAAUGUCCAGGUCACAUUUCAAUCUGAAAGAACAAAAAUUAUAUUUAUUAUACUGUAUUUUCAUGAAAUGAAGACUAUUUUAGGACUAUUAAAAUUAUUGACACUACACUCUUUAAAAAAAGGUUCCAUAAAGAUUCCUUUAACAUCUGAAGAACCUUUCUGUUUCAAUAAAGGUUCUUUGGGCUGAAAAAGGGUUCUUCUGAUUAUAAAUAGGCGUGAAAGAGAUGGUUCUUUAAAGAACCUUUGACUGAAUGGUUCUUUGUGGAACCAAAAAUGGUUCUUCUAUGGCAUUGCUGUGAAGAACCGUUUAAGCAAACCUUUAUUUUUAAGAGUUUAUUUUCAUGGCAAUUUAGCACACUUUUCCUUUUUUCACUGAUUCUUAGAUUCUCAUGAGAAUUACACAAAUGGAAUUGUGGGAAUUUAAUUCUAAAAUCUAUUGAAACUAUAUUUUAGUUGUAUUUUAACAUAUUCCGCGUGGUCACCCUUUGCCUAGAAUUUGUAAAAAUAAACUCUUGGCAUUUUAUCUGUUUGCUCAGAUGCUUUUCAAACAGUAGGCCUAUAAGUCGCAUGUAUGGGCUUCUAUUGGUUGCUUUAUCUUCAAUAUUUCCUCCAAAUCAUUUCAAAAGCAUUACUAAAAAUAAAACUGUAUUGUAAUUGUAUAUUAUUAUACAUUUAAAAAAUGUAGACAUACCUUCAGAUCGAUCUAAAAGGGUUAGGUAGGAACACGGUAAACAUUUCAUUCAAGUGACCCUAAAUGUUUGAACUGUAGUGUAUUUACUACAUAAUUAUUACGCGGCUCGUUGGAAUGCUUGAUUCUGAUUGGCCAGUCGCGACAUUUGCAGGUUCGUUAUUCCCAGAUAACAACCUCUCAAAACUAAUAACACAGUAACCCGGAUGCAGCAAAUCAUGUUGACAGGUUUUUUUGACAAAUUAAAUAUAAAUAUGUCUUUUAAUAUUCCAUUUAAUUUAUUUAAUAUUUACAAAUGAUUAAACCAGAUUGCCUGUGCGUGACAUUUGAACGUCGUUUCUUGCCUUAAAACCGAAAGUAAACAGCUCUUCCUCGCGGAAGGUCUGCAUUCGGUAAAAAUGAGCUAAUGAAAUAUUUCAAAUUCACAUUUCAUGUCCAGUUUUUUCAAGUAGCCAUGUAAUAAGCGGGAUAAUGUACAAGCAGUGCUUAAUUGUCAUGAAAACAUAAUAUUAUCUUGAAAUAUGACUUGGACAUGUUCUUGUGAGAUUCAACCAUGUUUGGUUGUGUUUGUCUUGGUGUGUGUGUGUGUGUGUGUUGUAUUUCUCGUUUGUUUCUCAGCUGCGAUGGCCUUGCGCUGACAUCUGUAUGUGAACCUAAGUGUAGAUAUUUAUAGAGGCUUCGUUGCCGGACAGCUCUACUGUUAAGUGAUGGGGAUUGUGUUCUGUGUGUUAGUUUAUAGACAGCAUGGCUGAGACUCAUAAGCUUCACAAUGAUUUACACAACCAAUCUCCUGUUCUGUAAUAGAUGGGCUACCUACAGUACAACAUGUACAUGCCAUCUAAGUUUUAUAUUUUGACAUUUAAAUAUUGUAUUUUUUAUGUGAUUUUACAUCUGCUGUUUUAUCAGUUCGCUAUGCAGGUGUCUCUAGACAAGCAUUUCACAUUCACGCAAUGUUCCGUUACAUUAUAUUUUGUUUGUUUCUUAAUGUUUGCACUUAUUUUAUGUCAUUGUGUCCCAUUCACAAUAAACAAAACUCU